AUGAAAUCUGCAAAGUAUUACCGUAUAAUUCUGGACUGCACACAAGAUAUUUCAAAAGUUGAGCAGAUGACAGUUGUGGUACGUUUCGUCCAGGAGACAAGACUCCACGGGGUAUAUGAUGUCCAAAUUUGGGAGCAUUUCCUGGGAUUUCUUCCAGGGCCUGAUUCUUUAUGCUCCACUUUGAUGCAAGUCGUACUCAAGUUCUUGGAAGAUAAAAAAUUCCUAAUGUGCAAUAUGAGAGGGCAAGAAAGAAGCGAGAAAGUACCAUCGCUGAGGUCUCAAGUUGGAGACGUUUUUGAUGCACUGGUUCAGAUAUCAGAAAAAUUCAAUGGCAUGACCGCUCACGAAAUAACGUCACUUGUGCAUCAAAUAAAAAAUUACACCUUUCUCACUUCUCUGGUAAUCUGA
Messenger RNA from Schistocerca piceifrons (Central American locust), 408 nucleotides. RefSeq lists its product as uncharacterized. Lineage: Eukaryota; Metazoa; Arthropoda; Insecta; Orthoptera; Acrididae. Bases 1 to 408 code for a protein of 135 amino acids. The transcript has 2 exons. The record is from RefSeq and is a predicted model, not a curated record.